Colletotrichum destructivum is the source of this 297-nucleotide messenger RNA. RefSeq lists its product as uncharacterized. The transcript has a single exon. Lineage: Eukaryota; Fungi; Ascomycota; Sordariomycetes; Glomerellales; Glomerellaceae. The record is from RefSeq and is a predicted model, not a curated record. The coding region runs from base 1 to 297 and encodes 98 amino acids.
AUGAUCAUGCCCUCGCCUUUACCGUCGCGGAUCAGGCUGUCGGAGCCGACCAUCUCCGGCGCGCCCACGGAUCAGAACGCCUUGGCGGUGCUGGGGUCCCUUUGGUGGAUCGCGAAGGCGGGGCGGUCCGUGACGCGGCAGAAGGAUGCGGAGGAUACUGAUUUCGGUCCGGUUCCUGUCGGCAAAGCCGGCCCGGCCCUGAUGGUCCCGGUGUUCGUCGCCGCGGUCGCUGUUGGAGACCAGCACGAUGAAGCGGUCGCGCGGGAUCCUGGCGCAGACGGCCCUCGUGCGUUCUGA